Molecule: messenger RNA, 1892 nt
Organism: Lathyrus oleraceus (garden pea)
Lineage: Eukaryota; Viridiplantae; Streptophyta; Magnoliopsida; Fabales; Fabaceae
Product: phosphoserine aminotransferase 2, chloroplastic
Exons: 1
Coding region: 65-1309 (414 amino acids)
Biological process (GO): L-serine biosynthetic process
Cellular component (GO): chloroplast stroma; cytoplasm
Molecular function (GO): O-phospho-L-serine:2-oxoglutarate transaminase activity; pyridoxal phosphate binding
Source: RefSeq, a predicted model, not a curated record
UUCAAAUCGUCGUCAAUCAUCUCCAUUUUCAAAGAAAGAAAACUCCACCAACAACGUGAGCAUCAUGAGUAUAUCAAUGGCAACUUCUCCUCACACUCGUCUCCUCCAUAACACCAACAUUUUCAACCACCCCACCAAAAACAAUACCAACCUUCUCUCAUUCUCCUUCAAACCCAUCUCAAUCAAAUGCGCCACCCACCCCCAACAAGAUCGCGUCUUCAACUUCGCCGCCGGUCCCGCCACCUUACCAGAAAACGUCCUCCUCAAAGCCCAAUCAGAGCUCUAUAACUGGAACGGAUCCGGCAUGAGCGUCAUGGAAAUGAGCCACAGAGGCAAAGAGUUUCUCUCCAUAAUCCAAAAAGCUGAAUCAGAUCUACGUACCCUUUUGCAGAUCCCAUCUGAAUACUCCGUUUUGUUCCUCCAAGGUGGCGCCACCACCCAAUUCGCCGCCUUGCCUUUAAACCUCUGCACCCCACAGGACACCGUCGAUUACAUCGUUACCGGUUCCUGGGGUGAUAAAGCAGUUAAGGAAGCACAAAAGUAUUGUAAUCCGAAAGUAAUCUGGUCUGGGAAAUCUGAAAAGUAUACAAAGAUUCCAUCUUUUGAUGAUUUUCAACAAAACCCAGAUGCUAGAUAUUUGCAUAUAUGCGCAAAUGAAACUAUUCAUGGAGUUGAAUUUAAGGAUAAUAAUUACCCGAACGCUAAAAAUGCUACCGGGAUUUUGGUUGCUGAUAUGUCUUCCAAUUUCUGUUCAAAGCCUGUUGAGGUCUCUAAAUUUGGAGUUAUUUAUGCUGGCGCUCAGAAAAAUGUAGGACCCUCUGGUGUAACAAUUGUGAUCAUAAGGAAAGAUUUGAUUGGGAAUGCUCAAAGUUUUACUCCUGUGAUGCUUGAUUAUAAGAUACAUGAUGAAAACAAUUCACUCUAUAAUACUCCUCCUUGUUAUGGUAUAUACAUGUGUGGUUUAGUUUUUGAGGAUCUUUUGCAACAAGGUGGUUUGAAGGAGGUUGAGAAGAAUAACAAGAAGAAAGCUCAGAUUCUGUUUGAUGCUAUUGAUGAGAGUGGUGGCUUUUAUAGGUGUCCUGUGGAGAAAUCUGUGAGGUCAUUGAUGAAUGUGCCUUUUACUUUGGAGAAACAGGAAUUGGAGGGUGAGUUUAUUAAGGAAGCUGCUAAGGAAAAGAUGGUUCAGCUUAAGGGACAUAGAUCUGUUGGUGGUAUGAGAGCUUCUAUAUAUAAUGCUAUGCCUUUGGCUGGAGUUGAGAAGUUGGUUGCUUUCAUGAAAGAUUUUCAGGCCAAGCAUAUGCUUAGAUGAGGAUCAUAAUUCAUACUCCUAUGUCUAUAGAACAAACACUGGAAUUUAGUAACUUUUGUGUUUGUUUUUUCUAUGCUAAUUAAAAUAGGUCUCUGUCUGUUUUUUGCUUUUUGGUAUUCUUCUUCUUGUGCUUACCUUGUCUCUGAUAUGUUUUGAUAUUCAAAUCAGGUUGGGUUGCACUAGUGUUUUCAUUAUCUACACAAGUUUCUAUGGAUUUAACUAUUAUGGUAAAUUAUGUAGAAACUACAAAUACCUUGAUGUAUUCCAGAAAAGACUCCAAGGAAAAGGAAUAGUAGUACACAAGGUGCAAGUUGUCAUAUACGAAUUAAUUUGUACCAAUUCAAGGUUAAGAAUACGAGCAUGUGGAUGAAAGAAAAAAAAAGGGGACAAAAGCAUGCAAAGUUUGUUUUUUGUUUUGACAAAAUAACAAUGUUGACCAACCAACAUUGUAUUUAUUUUGUCAUGUUAUUCGCAUUGAAUUCCCUCGUACUAUUUUAGAAGUAGUUAGUAAUAUGGCUUUCUCAGCUACCUAUACACUUACACCUUGUAAUUACUUUUAAUUUUAUCAUUUAGUUUGGUUUUA